This is a messenger RNA of Limanda limanda (common dab), 2160 nucleotides long. Its product is annotated as nocturnin-like. The transcript has 6 exons. The record is from RefSeq and is a predicted model, not a curated record. Gene Ontology annotation, biological process: circadian rhythm. Lineage: Eukaryota; Metazoa; Chordata; Actinopteri; Pleuronectiformes; Pleuronectidae. Gene Ontology annotation, molecular function: poly(A)-specific ribonuclease activity. The coding region runs from base 650 to 1813 and encodes 387 amino acids.
GUAUGUCAUUAAGGAUGUAACAUGACGUCCACACAUCGUGACUUUCAUAAAGCAGACGGGAUAUCCGUGUUAUUAGUGUAUGUUUCACUUUCUCCACGGCUCUGACAAUCCACGAACAUCCGGAAUCCACCGUUUCGACUGAUUUGCUAGAAAUCUUCCAAUCUGGCCACAGCGCUGGUGUGAGCUCGGCUAGCCACAGUGUGAGCUCAGCUAGCCACAGUGUGAGCUCAGCUAGCCACAGUGAGAGUUGUGACACCAGGUCAGCCUAUCUUCGGCUCUCAGUGCUGGGGAAGUGACGGUGAUUCCUACACGUCUGCUCGACCAUUGCUCCACUCUAAAGACUUCAGACUGUGGGAAGUGUGGUGAUGAAACAUUCUGCUCCUGCGCUGCUCCGACCAGCAGGUGGCAGAAGGGAACAGGAUUCGAUUUACGACUGUGACCUUGCCCUGCAGUUACAGGGUCAACCCACCACCCACUUUGCUGAGAACAAAAACACUCAGAGACACAUGCAGGCAGAGUUACACUCCCGUCUCACACGCUGUCACGGUCACUUUAAGGCAGAUAAAGAAGAGCUGAAAAACAAGGAAGCAGCAGAAGGAGUGUAGCCGAAGGGAAACCACCCCUUUGUUUCUGUAAACAAGUGUGUCCGAUGGGUGGAGGAGCCACCCGGCUGUACAGCGCUUUGACUCACGCCAUCAGCAGCAGCUCUCCUCUCCCCCUCCCUCCAUCCCCGCUGGACCCCCAACAGCCUGCCAACACAAACCUGGAUCCAGACUUCUGCCAGGAGCCGAGGGGGUCCCCUGUCUGUUCCCCGGAUCCAGUGGAGCUGCUCCGACAGUGUGAGGAGGCCCUCAGGGACCGACCACCUCGCCUCCACAGGAAGUUCGUUUACCUUAAUGAGGGAAACAGCGCCCCCAGCAGCCCUAUUCGGGUGUUGCAGUGGAACAUACUGGCACAAGCUCUGGGUGAAGGACUGGACAGUUUUGUGCAGUGUCCCCUGGAGGCUCUCAGCUGGUCCCGCAGGAAGUACCUCAUCUUAGAGGAGAUCCUCACCUACCGACCUCAUAUCCUGUGCCUGCAGGAAGUCGACCACUACUAUGACACCUUCCAGCCGGUUCUGGCCGGCCUGGGUUACAGCAGCAGCUUCUGCCCCAAACCAUGGUCGCCCUGUUUGGAUGUGGAGGGCAACAACGGGCCGGACGGCUGCGCCCUGUUCUUUGACCAGUCGCGAUUCGAGCUGCUGGACAGCGUGAACAUACGCCUCUCUGCCAUGAGGAUUCCAACCAAUCAGGUUGCCGUGGUGACGAUGCUUCGCUGUCGGAGCACAGCGAGAUGCUUGUGUGUAGCAGUGACCCACCUGAAAGCCCGUGUGGGCUGGGAGUGGCUGCGCAGCGCUCAGGGCUCCGACCUCCUGCGACAGCUCCAGAACCUGGUCCAGAAACACGCCGGCGGUCCCACGGGCGACCUCAGCGCUGACAUUCCUCUGCUCAUAUGCGGCGACUUCAACGCAGUCCCAACUGAGGAGGUGUACAGACGUUUCAUCACAUCACCUCUCAGUUUGGACUCGGCCUAUAAGAAACUCAGCAAAGACGGUUUGUCGGAGCCAGAGUACACGACGUGGAAGAUCCGUCCGACAGGGGAAUGUUGCUCCACUCUGGACUACAUCUGGUACAGUCGGGACGCACUGAGAGUGGACGCUGUGUUGGACAUGCCCACUGAGGAACAGAUUGGACCAGACAGGCUUCCAUCCUUUAGCUAUCCGUCUGACCAUCUCUCUCUGGUUUGUGACUUCAGCUUUAAGGAGGGAGAGUGACAGCGAAGGGAUGAAUCUGCUCAUGAGAAGGGACGACGAGUCAAGACUGGCUCCUGGUUGGUUUCGCUCCACGAGCAGGCGCGGACGAGGCGCCACGUGAAAGUGAAACGAUGAAUGAAGACAGGAGGCCGAGAAAUCAGAGAGAUUGUAAUGACAGUGAAGUUGUACAUUCUAACGCUGCAGUGAUCUCCCUAAACUCUGACACUGUGUUUUCCACAGCAGCUCACUCAAACGCAGUGAAACUGAUGAGUAGGAGUUUUUUCUUUUGUUCAAAUAAAGCUGUAUUUAAGGUGUUUCACUCUGCCCAUGUGCUACAGAGUUGAUGAGAAUAAAGGAUUUCUGCUGUA